Messenger RNA from Nerophis ophidion (straightnose pipefish), 2842 nucleotides. RefSeq lists its product as uncharacterized. Lineage: Eukaryota; Metazoa; Chordata; Actinopteri; Syngnathiformes; Syngnathidae. Bases 1582 to 2679 code for a protein of 365 amino acids. The record is from RefSeq and is a predicted model, not a curated record. Gene Ontology annotation, molecular function: structural molecule activity. The transcript has 8 exons.
AAGUCUUAGUCUUUAUAAAAAAUUAUUCUCCUUCUAAAGAAAUGGUUAAAUACAUCAAAAAUGUAUUCUUUAAAAAAAAAAGACUUUAAACGUCUUCUUAAAAAUGUAUUCUUCCAAAAAACCCUUAAAAAGGCUACAUAAAAAAUGUAUUCUUUCAAAAAAAACUCCUUAAAACGUCUUCAUAGAAAUGUAUUGUUCUAAAAAAAAAAUGUCUAAAAACGUCUCCAGGAAAAUCGAUUCUGCAAAAAAGGCUUAAACUUCCAUAUGAAAAUUGAUUAAUAAAAAAUAGUCUAAGAAUGUCUUCAUAAAAAUGGAUAAAACAUUUUUCAAAUGCCUUAAAACAUCUUUAAAAAAUGUAUUCUUAAAAAAAAUGCUUUAAAAUGUCAUCAUGAAAAUGGAUUCUUCUUCUAAAAAAAUGUCUAAAAACCUCUUCAUAAAAAGUUAUUCUGCAAAAAGGCUUAAACUUCCUUAAAAAAAUUGAUUAUUAAAAAAGUCCCUUAAAACCCAUUCAUUUUAACGUCUUCAUAAAAAUGUAUUUUUCAAAAGAGUUUAACAUCUUCAUAAAAAUGGAUUUUUCCAAUUUAAAAAAGUUUUAAAAAGUCUUUCUAAAAAUCUAUUUUUCUUCUCAAAUGAAAAAUAUUUAAAUACGUCUUCAUAAAAAAUGGAUUCUUUCAAAAAAGAAAAAAGCCUUAAAAUGUCCUCAUAGAAAUGUAUUGUUCUUCUAAAAAAUAAAAAGUCUAAAACGUCUUUGUAAAAAUGUGUUCUGCAAAAAAGGCUAAAACUUCCUUAUAACAAUUAAUUCUUCCAAAAAAGUCUAAAAAUGUCUUCAUAAAAAUAGAUUGAAGAUUUUUUUAAAUGCCUUAAAACAUCUUCAAAAAUGUAUUCUUCAAAAAAAUGUUUUAAAACGUCAUAAAAAUAGAUUUUUCUUCCAAAAGUUUUUUCCAAAACCAUCUUCAUAAAAAUUAAUUCUGCGUAAAAAGCUUCAAACUUCCUUAUAAAAAUAGAUUAUUUAAAAAAAUCCCUUAAAAUGUCUUCAUAAAAAUGUAUUUUUCAAAAAAGUCGAAAAACGUCUGCAUAAUGGAUUCUUCCAAUUAAAAAAAAAAGUCUUAAUCUUUAUAAAAAAAUAUUCUCCUUCUAAAAAAACGUUUAAAUACCUUUUCAUAAAACAUGUAUUCUUUAAAAAAAAAAAGGAAAAUGCUGUAUUCUUUUUGUAAAAUGUUUUUUUUCUAAAAACGUCUUCUUAAAGACUUAUUCUGCAAAAAAGGCUUAAACUUCCUUAUAAAAAUGUAUUCUUCCGAAAAAAAAGUUUAAAAAUUAUUAAAAUGCUUUCAGAAUGCUUUAAAAUUGUCUGUAAAUAAAAUAGACUUUUCUAAAAAAAAAAAAAAAAAAAAAGUCUUUUUUUUAAAACGUCUUCAAAAGAAUUUAAUCCUAAAAAAGAAAAAAAAAAAGCCUGGAAACUUCUUCCUAAAAAUUUUUGAUUUGGAACGGGGAAGAAAAAAAAGAAUGGCGGGUUGGAAUGCGAAUGACGUAAUCGUGACGUUGGGCACUUCAUGAACGAUGCGGUGAGCAGGGUGCGUGGGCAUGCUGACGUCAUCGCCAGGACCACCCCCAACGCAGCAGAUGUGCAACGAAGGCCAUUGCGUAAUCGCUCUCACCUGCGCCUCGUCCCCGCAGGCCGCCCAAGCCCCGCCCACCUCAGCCAGGAGUGACAUCACCCUCCUAAGCCCCUCCCCUCCAGCUGCUGUUCGCUCCUCUUUGCCACCCAGAGAGCCGCACGUGCGUGACAGGUGCGUGUCAAGGUCGUCGUGCGAGGCGAGGAUCUUUGACGGAGACGAGGCGAUCUUUGACUCACUUGCUGUCAAGGAUGACGAGAUGAUCUUUGGCCGCCAUCAGGGACGCCACGUGCGGGGGAGAUUGGCGGCCACACGGGGGUCAAGGCUCCGCCCACUUCCUGCCCACCUGAAUAAAAGCUCACCUUGCAGCUUCAGCAGCACAAAGUCUGCUCUGCUGUCCCACAAGUCAUCCUCACCUUUGACCUCUCCACUCCAGACAACCUCGACCCGUCAUGGCCUCCAGCUUGUCCCUGCGGGGUUUCUCCGUCAGCCGCCAGCCGUCUUUCUCCUGCCGCUCCCUGAUGGACACGGGCCACUCCCCCUCCCGCUCCCGCGCCUCCGUCUCCUUCUCCACCGCCGGCCCGUCGGCCCGCUCGGCCUCCGUCGGCCACGACCUCAACGGCCCGGCUGCUCUCCAGCUCAACGGGCUGCACGGCAGCGACGGGAAGGAGGCCAUGCAGAGCCUGAACAGCCGCCUGGCCAAGUACCUGGACAAGGUGCACACGCUGGAGCGCUCCAACGCCGACUUAGAGUCCAAGAUCCAGCAGCAGAUGUUGGCGCGCGUCCCCAAGGGCCACGACCUGGACUCCAUGAUGGUUCAGGCUCAUGCGGUAGAGCAAGAGGUGAGGAAGAAGACCUUGGACAACGCCCGUCUGAUGUUGGAGAUGGACAACGCCAAGCUGGCGGCCGACGACUUCAGAGUCAAGUGGGAGAUGGAGCUGGUCAUGUGUCAGUCGGUGGAGAGAGACUGCGUGGCGCUGAAGAAAGCCAAGAUGGAGCACGAGCAGAUCAUCGCCUCGCUCAGAGGAGAUCUGGACAGCCUGAAGGAGGAGCUCUACUUCCUUAGGAGGAACCACCAGGAGGAACUGGAACAGAUGAAGUCCCGCAUCGCCAAAGACGAGGUCAACGUGGAGGUGGACUCGGCCCAGGGACCGGAGCUGGGAACCAUCCUGUCUGACCUGAGGAUCCAGUACGAGGGAAUUGUGAAGAAAAACAAGGAACAUGCUGAG